GCCUUCAACAAUAAUUGGAAGCGGGUACACCAACAAAACACACAAAAGAACUCCCAAGUCAAUUAACAAUCACAAACAAACAUACAUCAAACUAAUAAGAGAUCCAAAAGCAAAGAGACACCACUUCACAUUGUUAUUUUCACACACACACACAGACACGCACAGAGAGAUGGUGACCAAGACAGAAGAGACCCAAUUGAACAGAUUGGAGAACCAGGUUGAUAAUGGCGGAGGAGGGGCUUGGGAGUAUCUUUGUUUAGUAAAGAAGCUCAAGGUUAGACGUCCUGAGAAGGUCUUGAAGCAUGGCUUAUCGAUCUUGAAUGACCCCAAGAAGCGAUCCAGUCUUGGCCCAGAUGAAUGGACACUGUAUGAACAGGUAUCAAUUGCAGCUAUGGACUGUCAAUGUCUUGAUGUUGCGAAGGACUGCAUUAAGGUUUUGCAGAAGAAAUUUCCAGAGAGCAAAAGGGUUGGAAGGUUAGAGGCUAUUUUGCUUGAAGCAAAGGGAUUGUGGGCAGAGGCAGAGAAAGCCUACUCAGGCCUUUUAGAGGAUAAUCCACUUGAUCAGGUAUUACAUAAAAGGAGAGUAUCUAUAGCAAAGGCACAAGGUGACUAUUCAGGAGCCAUAGAUUUGCUUAAUAAAUAUCUGGAAAUAUUUAUGGCAGAUCAUGAUGCCUGGAGAGAACUUGCCGAAAUAUAUAUAUCAUUGCAAAUGUACAAACAAGCUGCUUUUUGCUAUGAGGAGCUCAUACUAUCGCAGCCAACUGUUCCACUUCAUCACCUAGCGUAUGCUGAUGUGUUAUACACACUUGGUGGACUAGAAAACCUUCAGACAGCUAAGAAAUACUAUGCAUCCACGAUAGACUUGACUGGGGGCAAGAAUACUAGAGCACUCUUUGGCCUCUGCUUGUGUACCUCGGCCAUUGCACAACUAACGAAAGGACGGAACAAGGAAGAUAAGGAGGGUCCAGAGCUGCAAUCUUUGGCAGCUGCUGCUUUGGAGAAAGACUACAAACAGAGAGCUCCUGGAAAGCUUCCCCUGCUUGCUUCUGCUUUAAGAAGUUUGAAAAUUUCAUAAUUCACAUUGCCUUUGGUGUUCAAGAUUCUCAUUUCAACUCUAACUAGGGUCACCGGCACAGCGUAGAACAGAAGUGAAUUGGCAAAAACAUUAGAUGGUCAUUAAUUGAAGCAUCUUCUUUCUUUGUUUUUUUCUAAAGGUCGUUAAGACUAGGACAUUAUGUAUUUUUUAGAUGCUCCAUUGGCAAACUGAUAAUGUUGUGAGAUAAAAAUUUUCCCCUGCAUAAAGAUCAAAGGUUAUAUUCA
Molecule: messenger RNA, 1320 nt
Organism: Pistacia vera
Lineage: Eukaryota; Viridiplantae; Streptophyta; Magnoliopsida; Sapindales; Anacardiaceae
Product: ER membrane protein complex subunit 2-like
Exons: 9
Coding region: 170-1075 (301 amino acids)
Biological process (GO): protein folding in endoplasmic reticulum
Cellular component (GO): EMC complex
Molecular function (GO): protein binding
Source: RefSeq, a predicted model, not a curated record